Messenger RNA from Tachyglossus aculeatus (Australian echidna), 1051 nucleotides. It is a transcript of the gene SLC25A35, whose product is annotated as solute carrier family 25 member 35. The transcript has 6 exons. Bases 131 to 1045 code for a protein of 304 amino acids. Lineage: Eukaryota; Metazoa; Chordata; Mammalia; Monotremata; Tachyglossidae. The record is from RefSeq and is a predicted model, not a curated record.
AUCCCGCAUCCUGCAUCCCGUGGGAAAACCCCAGGGAUCCCACACCCGGAUCCUCCCCUCACCCCCUGUCAACGGCCCUUGGCCCGGCCUUCGCCCCUCUCCCUCAGCUGCCCCCCAAACCCAGCAAAGGAUGGAUUUCCUGCUGAGCGGGUUGGCGGCCUGCGGGGCCUGCGUCUUCACCAACCCCUUGGAGGUGGUGAAGACGAGGAUGCAGCUUCAGGGGGAGCUGCGGGCCCCGGGGUCGUACCCCCGACACUACCGCAACGUCUUCCACGCCUUCCUGACCAUCGGACGGGUGGACGGGCCGGCCGCCCUGCAGCGGGGCCUGGCCCCGGCCCUGCUCUACCAGUUCUGCAUGAAUGGCAUCCGACUGGGCACCUACGGGCUGGCAGAGGCCAGGGGCUACCUGCGAGGGCCGGACGGCCGGCUGAGCCCCGGCCGGAGUGCCGCCACAGGGGCCCUGGCCGGUGUCAUGGGGGCCUACGUGGGCAGCCCCAUCUAUAUGGUGAAGACUCACCUGCAGGCCCAGUCGGCCUCUGAAAUUGCCGUGGGGCAUCAAUACAAGCACCAGGGCAUGGUGCAGGCGCUCGUGCUGAUUGGCCGGAAUCAGGGGCUCCUGGGACUGUGGCGCGGGGCCCUGGGGGGGCUGCCCCGGGUCAUGGUGGGCUCCUCCACCCAGCUCUGCACCUUCUCCUCCACCAAGGACCUGGUGACUCAGUGGGAGCUGUUUCCCACCCAGAGCUGGCAGACAGCCCUGGCAUCGGCCAUGGCCAGCAGCGUGUUGGUGGUCCUGGCCAUGACGCCCUUCGACGUGGCCAGCACACGGCUCUACAACCAGCCCACCGAUGCCUGUGGCAAGGGCCUGCUGUACCGGGGCCUGGUGGACGCCCUGACCCAAACUGCCCGAGCCGAGGGCUUCUUCGGCCUAUACAAGGGCCUGGGCGCGGCCUACUUCCGCCUGGGCCCCCACACCAUCCUCUCCCUGCUCUUCUGGGACCAGCUCCGCCACCUCUACACCCGGCACAGCCACGGGGCCGGCCGGUGACCCCCG